Molecule: messenger RNA, 1135 nt
Organism: Paramecium octaurelia
Lineage: Eukaryota; Ciliophora; Oligohymenophorea; Peniculida; Parameciidae
Source: the annotation of a GenBank genome assembly
AUGGACAAUCCAGACAACUACAUUGUGAAUAUUUUCAAAAACGAAAUCCAAAUCAAAAGAAUUCGAAAGGGUACUCCUUAAUUUUAUCUCUAGAAUUAAAAUAGUUAGAGGUCCUAGACAGGAAUGAAUUCAAAAUUAACUUGAAGCAAUUGUCUAAUAAUUUACAAAUCAUCGUACUAAUAGUUCACUAUGUAGGUUGAAAUGGAACCAGUCGUACCCUUAAAUUAAGGCAAACCCAUCAAAUUUUGCUUAUAUCUAGAUAAUAAAUUCCCUUUCGUGUUUCCCAGAGUUCAUCUUCUUAGUCAUGUACUAAUCAAAUUUUAUCACACUAGUUGACUAAACCCACUUUUGCUGAUGGAAGAGACUAUAUCGAAGAUGUUUUGCAUUAAUAAUGGAGCCCAUCCAUUUUGCUCAAUGAAAUCAUUCAAAAAUUUCCUAAAUUUCUCGUAACUCCAUGAAUCUUCUAUAAUUAGGAUUAAGUGAGACAUUAUAAAGAUGACAGAGAUCAUUUGCUUUCCUUGGGCAAAUAUAAUUUAGAUUAGGAAUACGAGGGAUCAUUGGGAUUAGAAGAUGUCGAAUACUUUUAAUGCAAAGAAAUAAUAAGUGGAAGAUCUUAUCAGAAAAUAUUAUAAUUAAGCAAUAGUUAUAUCUUGACUUUGGAGUACUAAAAUAAAGUCUUGAUUCUCUAAAGCUUUUAACCUACUAAAGACUUAAUUAAAGUUGAAAAGAUAGAGAAUAGUGCCUAAUUAACAUGGAGAUCUGAUGACAAUUUCAGAAUUCAAACAUUAACCCCUUCAAACAUCGAUUAAUUUAUGGAUUCAAUCCUUCUUUACAAAACUGGUGCUUCCGGUAAAAAAAUCCAGGAAGAAGAAGUAACCUUAUAAAAGUUUGAGAAUUUUGAAAUCCAAAAACUCCUUGAUUCUGUGAGUUACUAUGAGAAAUCUCUAGAACAGGAACUCAACCCUUAGACUCUGAAUUCUCUUAUGGACUCAUAUCAAUAAGUAAGCAUCUAUCUAACUAGGCUAUUGAAUAUUUUUCUGCAGUUUCUGAUGAAGAUUUUAAAGAAUAUGUUAAGCGUCUUUAAAAUUUACUUGGGAGAGAGGAUGUUUAAAAAAUACUAUCCAAUAAAUUGUGA